This is a messenger RNA of Trichogramma pretiosum, 1839 nucleotides long. RefSeq names its product snRNA-activating protein complex subunit 1 (gene Pbp45). The coding region runs from base 810 to 1760 and encodes 316 amino acids. The transcript has 5 exons. Gene Ontology annotation, cellular component: snRNA-activating protein complex. Gene Ontology annotation, molecular function: sequence-specific DNA binding. NCBI's taxonomy places the organism in Eukaryota, Metazoa, Arthropoda, Insecta, Hymenoptera, Trichogrammatidae. The record is from RefSeq and is a predicted model, not a curated record. Gene Ontology annotation, biological process: snRNA transcription by RNA polymerase II; snRNA transcription by RNA polymerase III.
GCUUGAAGAUUCUCUUCAUUACAUCAGUAUGUUACACACCAUGCUGCACAUAGAUUUUCUAAGCGCGCUUCGCUUUCUUAUAGGCGUGUGGGGUGAAAUGUACAAAUAAAAAAAUGAAAUUUCUUGAAAAAAAUUCUGAUGUUUGAAUUUUGCAAUUUAAUGUGUUUUUGCGAUACUGUUCUGCUCGAUAAAGCGUCAUAUAUUUUACUGUGAAAAGUCUAUUUUGAACGGCCGACCAAAUUGAAAAAUACGUUACAUUGAAAACGAUUUUAAAUGAUUUUCUUUUAGGCCAAUGACGAUGUUUAUCAUAUAAUUUAAAAUUUAAAAAAAAAUUCCAUUGCAAUUACACUCGAUCCUUUUUCGACUAUCUCUUUUGACUGAGGAUUCAGUAUUAAUCUACAAUGUUUUGCCAAAAGAAAAUCGGGGCAAGUUUUCAAUUGUAGAAUUUUUAAUUAGAACGCAGUAAAAUUCCUUAAUAUUCGAAAAAGUUGCAGGUUCUUCUCAAGUACAAAAUAAAGACAGAUAUUCAAAUCAAUAGCUCGAUAAACUUGUGAUCUAAUUCGUAGUGAAGGGACAAUUUUGUAUUCUGUGAACGUGAAAAGUGCGUUUCUGUAUAAUUAUUUCAAUAAGUAGGUAUAUAACAAAAUUACUUUCAAGUACCUAAUUCUUUUACCUAAAGUGUCCACGAAAAAUAUUAAAAAACUUUAUUUUGGUACAAGAAUUCGUUUUCAAUAGAUAGAUUAGUGCUAUUAGCAUUUUCAAGUGACCUUUCACCAGAUCUAUAAGUUUGUGUUGAUUAAUUUAAUAAGAUGACUUCAAGUUCAACUGACAUCACAUACACAGCAAGUGGUUUUUAUGAUGAUUGUAUUUUACUCUUAGAUUCAUUCAAAAACAAAGAAAGUAUUAGAUACGAUGAGUUUUGUAAAACAUGGUGCGAAUUAAAGUUCUCAUUGAUUUUCCUAGGUCGAAGAUCUUAUGCUGACAUGUUGGAAUUUUGUGAAGAAGUGUUAAUCAUAGCUAAACACUUUAUUACUUCUUCUUCAGAUCUUCCUACUCAACUGAGUGGGCUUUAUCUGUUGUACAGUUUAUAUUAUAAAAUACCAAUUGAAAAUAUAAAAAUUCGUGUAACUUACAAUGAAUGGCAACAAUUUUUAGAUCUUCAUGAAGAAAUAAAGGAUAAACAGUUACAUGAUGCCAGCUUUAUUUUUGUAAAAUUAAUAGUUGAUGAUGCAUAUUAUUUCUGCAUUUUUUCCAAUGAGUACGGUCUAGAACGGUGCUUCAUUAAAUCUUACACAGAGUAUGCUAAUAACAAUCCAUUUUCAAAUUUAAAUAACAUGAUAAAUGAAAUUGAAAAUGGAGAAUUUUCAAAGAUACAACAACUCAGUGAAUUGUAUAAUAAAAACAAAGUCAAACUAUCUAAUGUGCUUUCAUUGAAAAAAUUGCAACUAUUUGAUAAAAAUUUGGUGCAUGAAGUAAUAAAUGAAGUUGAACAAUUACAAGAUAAAAGACAAGAAUUUACUGGAACUAAGAGUAAAAAAAAAUUGCGAGAUCUUGCAUUUGAUAAUAAAUUAGAAAAGUCAAAGUAUACCGAUGAUAAAAUUAGAGCAAAAUUGGGUCAUGGUUUUGAUACAGAUUCAUCUGAUGAUGAAAAUGUAAGUCUGCAAUCUGUGCUAGAGGAGACUGAAAAUGGAAGAAAUAAAACUAAUUUUGACAUUAAAAAUAUUCUUAAUGAUGAUCGAAGUGAAGAAUCUGAUACUUGAAGACUGACUGUAUUAUAUUUCAUAAUUUCAUUAUUUUUGUAAUAAAAUAUUCCAAUAAGAUUUUAGCUUUAAACAAUUU